ACGGUGGCAGGCGGCGGGAGCCGAAUUGCGUGCAGAUCGCAACCCGGGUCAGUCCAGGAAAAGGGCCAUUUCCCUCCGUGGGGCUUCCGAUCUCCAAAAAUACAAGCAAAAAAAGCAGCCCUUUGUCAGCGCUAAGGCGUGCGCUUGAAUCCCUUCUUCCUAAAACGCCCCCGAAAGAAUCGAAAGGCAGAGGCGGCGUUUAGCCCUCGGGUUCAUCCUCUUCAUCGCGGGAUUCCCAGGUAUCAUGGUCAUGAAGGCAUCAUUGGAAGAGGACGAUUCGGAAUGGGAGCUCAGCAUUCCCGAAAAGCUGGAAAAAAACGAUGCAAGUUGGGUAGACAUCACCCAGGAUUUCGAAGAGGCUUGUCGAGAAUUGAAGUUGGGUGAACUGCUUCAUGACAAACUCUUUGGACUUUUUGAAGCCAUGUCUGCUAUUGAAAUGAUGGAUCCCAAGAUGGAUGCUGGUAUGAUCGGAAAUCAGGUCAAUAGAAAAGUUCUCAAUUUUGAACAGGCAGUCAAGGAUGGUACAAUUAAAAUUAAAGACCUAACCUUGCCCGAGUUAAUAGGGAUAAUGGAUACGUGUUUUUGCUGCUUGAUUACGUGGUUAGAAGGUCAUUCCUUGGCCCAGACGGUGUUCACAUGUCUUUACAUCCACAAUCCAGACGUCAUAGAUGAUCCUGCCAUGAAAGCCUUUGCUCUGGGAGUCUUAAAAAUCUGUGAUAUUGCAAGGGAAAAAGUAAACAAAGCUGCUGUUUUUGAAGAGGAAGAUUUCCAGUCCAUGACUUAUGGGUUUAAAAUGGCUAACAAUGUAACAGAUCUGCGAGUAACAGGCAUGCUAAAAGAUGUAGAAGAUGACAUGCAAAGAAGAGUAAAGAGCACUCGAAGUCGGCAAGGAGAAGAGAGAGAUCCGGAUGUUGAACUGGAACAUCAGCAGUGUCUGGCAGUUUUCAGCAGAAUGAAAUUUACCCGGGUAUUGUUGACAGUUCUCAUAGCUUUUACUAAAAAAGAGGCGAGUGCUGUCUCAGAGGCCCAGAAACUGAUGAAUCAAGCAGCAGAUCUUCUUUGUGCGGUUCACAACUCAUUACAUCACGGCAUCCAGGCUCAGAAUGAUACCACAAAAGGAGAUCAUCCGAUCAUGAUGGGGUUCGAACCUCUCGUCAACCAGAGGCUGCUUCCUCCGACCUUCCCUCGAUAUGCAAAGAUCAUUAAACGGGAAGAAAUGGUCCACUAUUUUGCCAAACUUAUAGACAGGAUAAAAACAGUCUGUGAAGUGGUCAACCUAAUUAAUUUACACUGCAUACUGGAUUUUUUCUGCGAAUUUAGCGAACAAUCACCCUGUGUCCUGUCUAGAUCGCUAUUACAGACGACUUUCCUUGUGGAUAACAAAAAGGUCUUUGGGACUCACCUCAUGCAAGACAUGGUCAGAGAUGCACUGCGGUCUUUCGUCAGCCCCCCAGUGCUGUCUCCUAAGUGUUGUCUAUACAAUAAUCACCAGGCUAAGGACUGCAUCGACUCCUUUGUUACUCACUGUGUUCGGCCGUUCUGCAGCCUCAUUCAGAUCCACGGACAUAACCGGGCUCGACAGAGAGAUAAACUGGGCCAUAUACUUGAGGAAUUUGCUACUUUGCAGGAUGAGGCAGAGAAGGUAGAUGCAGCCCUUCACAGUAUGCUGUUGAAACAAGAACCCCAAAGGCAACAUUUGGCUUGCUUAGGUACUUGGGUUCUUUAUCAUAACCUCCGCAUCAUGAUACAAUACCUUCUGAGUGGCUUUGAAUUGGAGCUCUACAGCAUGCACGAAUACUACUACAUCUAUUGGUAUCUGUCCGAGUUUCUUUAUGCCUGGCUGAUGUCAACUUUGAGUCGUGCUGAUAGCUCUCAAAUGGCGGAAGAAAGGAUAAUGGAAGAGCAGCAGAAAGGUCGAAGUAGUAAAAAAACCAAGAAAAAGAAGAAAGUUCGCCCACUGAGCCGAGAAAUCACCAUGAGCCAGGCCUAUCAGAACAUGUGCGCUGGGAUGUACAAGACCAUGAUAGCUUUUGACAUGGAUGGCAAAGUGAGAAAACCCAAGUUUGAACUGGACAGCGAGCAAGUCCGAUACGAACACAGAUUUGCUCCGUUCAACAGUGUCAUCACCCCACCCCCGGUACACUACUUGCAGUUCAAGGAAAUGUCUGACCUCAAUAAGUACAGUCCUCCUCCUCAAUCUGCCGAUCUGUAUAUGGCCGCCAGCAAGCACUUCCAGCAGGCCAAGAUGAUACUGGAGAACAUUCCGAGCCCGGACAAUGAGAUCAAUCGAAUUUUAAAAGUUGCCAAACCCAACAUUGUGGUCAUGAAGUUGUUGGCUGGAGGACACAAGAAGGAAUCCAAGGUACCGCCAGAAUUUGACUUCUCCGCCCACAAGUACUUUCCCGUGGUGAAGUUGCUUUGAAAGGACUCAAAAACUGAUCCUGAAGAGGGGUAGAACUUGUACUCCGGACCCCACUCCAAGCAGGCAUUCAUUCGACUCUCAAGCGUACCCCACUUGCAAUGGACAUCUAGACACAGAUCCAGCCAUUCUGUGGAGUAUUUUUAACCUCAUCAUGUAAUAGGACCUGAAUGAAGCUGCUCUUUUAAAGUGGUUUGUGCUAUGGUUCCAUGGGUAAAAGUGAUUUUAUGGAAUGCAUUCUGAACAACAUUAUUUUAUUUGGUUUGUUACAGAUUUAAAUGAGUGAAUUUUUUUUUAAAUAACUGCUGAAUGAAAAAAAAUGACGGUCAUGAUUAAUAAAACUAAUGAUGGGCAAUGUGCUGAUUAUGCCAGAAUACCCCA
Messenger RNA from Tachyglossus aculeatus (Australian echidna), 2800 nucleotides. RefSeq names its product N-alpha-acetyltransferase 35, NatC auxiliary subunit (gene NAA35). NCBI's taxonomy places the organism in Eukaryota, Metazoa, Chordata, Mammalia, Monotremata, Tachyglossidae. Gene Ontology annotation, cellular component: NatC complex. The record is from RefSeq and is a predicted model, not a curated record. The transcript has 23 exons. Gene Ontology annotation, biological process: N-terminal peptidyl-methionine acetylation. Bases 245 to 2422 code for a protein of 725 amino acids.